Messenger RNA from Danaus chrysippus (African queen), 1329 nucleotides. NCBI's taxonomy places the organism in Eukaryota, Metazoa, Arthropoda, Insecta, Lepidoptera, Nymphalidae. The record is from the annotation of a GenBank genome assembly.
AUGAAUCGCCAUGAAGGAGUCAGCUGUGAUUCUUGUUUGAAAAAUAACUUUAGAGGACGACGAUAUAAAUGUUUAAUUUGCAUCGACUACGACUUGUGUGCCGCUUGUUACGAAUCCAGAGCGACAUCAAAUCAACAUACAACAGAGCAUCCCAUGCAAUGUAUUCUCUCGAGGAGUGAUUUUGAUCUAUAUUAUGGUGGGGAGACCCUGGCUCUAGAACAGCCGCAGGCUUACACGUGCCCCUUCUGUAAUAGAAUGGGUUUUACCGAUACUGCCCUUAUGGAACAUGUCACCGCUGAACAUGCUGACACAACACUAGCUGUUGUAUGUCCAGUGUGUGCCUCAAUGCCGGGUGGUGAACCUAAUUUUGUGACGGAUGAUUUUGCUGGACAUCUCACACUGGAACACAGGACUGGACCGAGGGAUCUCAUAUCAUUUCUAGAUGAGCCGAGCGGCAUCAGACAUGGCGGUGUCCGUAGGAUGCCCCCUUCAGGACGGGGAGUGAGUAGGGCCAGGCGUACCAACAUGCAGUUCAGCACGAGCGGCGGUAUAUCGUCGUUGUCGCCGUCGUCGCGGGACGCCGUGGUGGACCCCAUAGCUGAGCUGCUGUCCCAGCUGUCGGGCGUGAGGCGCGGCGCACAGCCCGGCACGCCGUCACAGCUGCAGCAGCUGCAGAUGCAGCUGCAGCUAGAGAGGCAGCAGGCUACGGCCGCUAGACAACAGUUGGAGCGCCUGCCCCGGAGGCCGGCCGCGUCCUCAGCGAGCGCCCCCCCUCCCGCGCCACAACCUGCCCCGCAACCUGCGCCACAGACGGAUAGCGACUCGCAGUUCCUACUGGCUGGGUUCUUAGGUGUAUCGAACGGCACGGACGUGGCGGAGGCGGAGUCCCGCGCGGCGCUGCUCCGCGGCCUGAUGCUGGCGUCGCUGGGUCGCGCGGCUCCUCCCCCCCCGCGGCCCGCGCGCCUCCCCCCGCGCCGCCCGCCACGCCCGCCGCCCCCGCGCCCCAGGCCCCGCGGGCCAAGCCCCAGCCCCGCACCAAGACGGGACCGCCGCCGCCCCCCGCGCUGCCCGCACGCCCCCGCCCCGUCUGACCCACACACACGUCCAAGGACUUGGGUGAUAGCACGUUUAGUGACAGUGCAGAAGGCUGUCACCUUUCGUCCUGACGAAGAUCCUUUUGUCACCAGAGAUCGCGUUAAGAGGAAAGAAAGAUGCAAUGACGAGUGGAGAUUUCAUAUAGCUAUCGUUAAAUAUGAAUCUGAUACAGAGUUCACGUUGAAGAAAAAAUUGCUUCUUGAGAACCUGCGAAAAUUAUAUGAUAGUUCUUGA